AUGUCCACUAUUACUUCUCCUUUUCAGCUGAACACCAAAACAUCCCCAGCAACCAACCAGGCACCAGGCCCAGAGGAAAAGGGGAAAGCUGGCAAUGCCAAGAAGGCUGAAGAAGAAGAGGAGAUUGACAUUGAUCUGACAGCACCAGAAACAGAGAAGGCUGCUCUUGCCAUUCAGGGCAAGUUCCGGCGAUUCCAGAAAAGGAAAAAGGAUCCCAGCUCCUGA
Messenger RNA from Elephantulus edwardii (Cape elephant shrew), 225 nucleotides. RefSeq names its product Purkinje cell protein 4 like 1 (gene PCP4L1). The record is from RefSeq and is a predicted model, not a curated record. Lineage: Eukaryota; Metazoa; Chordata; Mammalia; Macroscelidea; Macroscelididae. The transcript has 3 exons. The coding region runs from base 1 to 225 and encodes 74 amino acids.